Molecule: messenger RNA, 354 nt
Organism: Candidozyma haemuli
Lineage: Eukaryota; Fungi; Ascomycota; Pichiomycetes; Serinales; Metschnikowiaceae
Product: U2 snRNP complex subunit
Exons: 1
Coding region: 1-354 (117 amino acids)
Molecular function (GO): RNA binding
Source: RefSeq, a predicted model, not a curated record
AUGAGUGAUAGGAAGCGUGCCAACGGCGGAGAGGCCUCUAGCACGAAAAGACUGCGACUGGAAGUCCAGCAAACGCUAUACAUUAAGAAUCUUAAUGAUAAAAUCCCAAAACAUACCAUAAAGCAUACAUUGUAUCUUCUAUUUUCAACAUAUGGAGAUGUGCUUGAGAUAUCGAUGCCCAAGAAAAUGCGUGGACAAGCUCACGUGGUGCUUGAUUGCAAACAACUGGCGAAUAAUGCUUUAAGAGGACUCCAGAAAACAUCCGUGUUUGGAAAAGAACUACAUAUUGACUAUGCCAAGUCCAAGACCAAGCUUGUUGAAAACAUCGAGAGACAGAUAGAGGAAGAGACGUGA